Molecule: messenger RNA, 1956 nt
Organism: Aaosphaeria arxii CBS 175.79
Lineage: Eukaryota; Fungi; Ascomycota; Dothideomycetes; Pleosporales
Product: kinase-like protein
Exons: 1
Coding region: 200-1840 (546 amino acids)
Biological process (GO): protein phosphorylation
Molecular function (GO): ATP binding; protein kinase activity
Source: RefSeq, a predicted model, not a curated record
AGUCUCUCUACUCAUUCGUUUCAGCCGGGUAAACGUUGUGUUCCAGCGUACUGUAAGGCUGUGGCACAGCGAGACAGGAUGUUUCACCACAAUACGUACCUAGGUAUAUCAUAGCCAUCACUCCGCUGUAUCCAUCCCAUCUUCCAAUUCACUAUCACUCUCAUCUCAUACUUCACAUACCCCUAAUUCUCAUGCAAUCAUGUCACAAAAUCACCUCACCAACGCAUUCCAAUCCCUAAGCCUCCAACGCCCAACCCCCGGCAUAACCCUCCUCGAAAACCAACACAUCGACCUCCCACCCAACUCACAACUCUCUCUCCGCUUCCACGGGCACCUCGGCCACGGCGGCAGCGCCAGCGUGGACAUCGUCUCGGACCCGACCACCGGCCGCACCUUCGCACGCAAGCUUUUCAAGCGCUACAACGGCAAAGACGUCGCCUCAUGGAGCGCAGCCGUGCACAAUGAAAUCGCCAUCACCAAGCGCAUGAGGUCCCACCCACACAUGGUCCAGCUUUUCGGCACGUAUUCGGGCAGCGGGGGGCGUGAGCUCGGCAUGCUGUUGCAUCCCGUCGCGGACGGGGGCGAUCUCCAGGAGUACCUAGAGAGUAUCCAGGACUCGCGAUCGGGCGCCACGGGGAGCCAGAGGGCGGUUUUGUGGAGUGCGUUUGGGUGUCUUGCGGAUGGGUUGGCGUUCAUCCAUCGGAGUACGAUUAGGCAUAAGGAUAUCAAGCCGAAGAACAUCCUGGUGCAUGACGGGAAAGUUAUGUACACGGACUUUGGGAUCUCACUUGAUGCGACGGGGUUGGAUAGGACGACGACAAGUGGGGUGCCGCAGGCUCUCACGAGGAGGUACUGUGCGCCGGAAGUGGCGAACUAUGGGCGGAGGAACAGGAAGACGGAUGUGUUUUCCCUGGGCUGCGUGUUUGUCGAGAUCAUGGCUGUUCUGUAUCCUGGUCUUGGUAUAGGUGUUGCGAAUGGCGGUGUUCCUUAUUGGCAGAUGGCGGAGGGUAUUCGAAAGGUAUUGAUAGGGUCCAGGGUUUCGGAUGCUCGACUGGGGGAGGUGCUGCGCGUGAUUCACGCCAUGUUGGAACCUACGAAUGAAGGCCGGAUCGACUCUGAAGACUUGUUACGUCGUCUACAGAGAAUCGAGUCGUUGUACCCGGGAUCCAGUCCCGUGCUGUUCUGCAGUCACUGCUCGCCAAACGGGCCCAAGGGCAAGGCUACAGAGACCGUCCAAGGUACACGAAGACGAGCAUCGCCAGGAAACACAGCAACAAAUUCUCAAGCAUUCCAGACGAACAACAGAAACCUCCCUUCAUACAGGACCUCCUCCCCAAGUCCUCCCUCCACAUCAGCAGCCGUCGCCAGAGCAAUCGAAAAGCCCCUCAAAAGCACAGAGGCACACGAAAGCUACAUCUACAUCUUCCCCUCACGACGCGAGCACGGUUUAGUCAAAAUAGGCACCGCAAGCAACGUCCCCGUCCGCUUGAAGAUCUGGCAAGGCAUGUGCAAGCACCCCAUCAGUGAGUACCCACAAACCGCCUCGGGCCAACGAAUCCCCACGAGAUACGCAGAGCGCGUCGAGCAGCUCGUUAGGGCGGAACUGGGAGACGUACGGUUUCAAGAUGAGAGGUGUGAUGGGUGCGGGCAGAAUGUGGAUCAUGAGUGGUAUAGAACCACGCCGGAACAUGCUGCGAGAGUCGUGAGGAAGUUUGGGGAUUGGUUGGAGGGGGACCCUUAUCAGUUUGAUGGCACGGAUGGGCCUUGGCAAUUGAAGGACAGAGCACGGAGGAGGGAUAUGGAGGUGCUGUGUCGACCUGUGCCUGUGAAAGAGUACUGAGCAUCAUGACGUGCUUUGUUGUAAUCGAUGACUUUUAGGUAUUCGGUAACUCGCGGGCGAGAUGGAUAAACACCGCUUCAACUUGUUUUCUUCAUCUAUUCUUUUAUAUCAUACUC